AUCACUUCACUCCUUCGCUCGGCUCUCUCCCACUCUCCCUCGUUCCCUCUCUCCGCAGCUGUACAUACUCUGCUUUUUAAUUAGACAGAGAGACACACACAAGCCCCACCUUCUCCUGCCUCCUACUCUCUCUCUCUUUCGUUCUCCCUCCCUCUGCUGACAAGUAUACAAGACUUGUGCGGCGUCACUGAGAGGGAAAGAGAGGUCAGAGAGGGAGAGCGAAAGCGAGAGGGAGACAGAAAGAGAGGGAGCGAACUGAACGGAGCAUCUAAGAGGAUAACUGCCGGUUUGUUCACUGUGUCUCUACUCCUGCUCUCCCUCCCAUUCUGUCUCACACACGUGCCUGCACACACACUCUCUCUCACACACACACACACACACACACACACACACACACACACACACACACACACACACACACACACACACUGACAGUCACCUGCAAAGCCACAGUGCCCAGGCUGGGAGAUGAAGAGGCUCACAGAUGAGGAGAUGAAUUUGGGGAGAAGAGAGUGAAACAGAGGGCACAGCAGACGGAGAGAGAGAGAGGGGGACAGAUGGAGUACUCACUGAUUAUACUAGGGAACGGAGGAUCGGAGCACACAAAGCAGCAGUGAAAGAGAGGAGUGAAAGAAAGAAAGGAAGAAAAAACUGGAGCGAUGUGAAAAUGAAAGAAUUCCAAAGAACAACAAACAGCGAGGAGGAAAGAGAAGAAGAAGCAUGUGAGUGAAACAGUGAAGUGAGAGAAGAGAAGAAGAGGUGGUGUGUGUGACUCCUCUGUUCAGUGUCCUGAAGGAUAUACCGAGCAUCACUUUACUUCUACCCAAACAGCCCACGACAGAGGGAGAGGAGGACUAGUCCCAGGAGAGGAGAAAAAAGAAAAACAGAUAAUCGGAGGGCAGGUGUAAAAUAGUGAUAUAAGGAAUACAUGCUCUUGGUUGGUGCAGUGGAAUAUCUGGAACCCGGGCUAUUCUGUUAUCCUGCACAAUGAGUGGAAGAUGAGUCACUGAGAAGAGGUACUGGAAGAGAGAGAGAGAAGGAGAUAAUGUGAGAGAGGAAGAUAGACCAUUAUGGGGAGUCACACAGUGCUGUCCCACAUCUUACCGAUCCAUUCUUCCUCCAGCCCCCUGGGACAAUGCUAAGCGGACAGGAAGGGCCAGCCUGUAUAUUCGGGGGAUGGGAAGGAUGGAUAAGGUGUAUUCAGAGGAGCUGUGCCUAUUCGCCGGUAGAUACAGUGCCCCUGUCACGAUUCCAUCUCCUGGGAUGUUAUUAGAGGUACGUUGGAGCUGAGUGCAUCCAGGAGUCAUGCAACAUAACUGUGUGCCCUGUUCUCACGCUCACCUCUCUCUUCUGGGUCUUCUGACUUAUUUAAUGUGAAAUAACAUGUCCUCUUUUAGAUGUAGAUUUUGUAUGAGGCAUACUUUAAGUUGGCACUUGCUCCCAUGUUUAAUGUGCUGACAUUAUUAUACUUUUCAUGCGGCUAUAUAGACCUGCUCUUUAUUAGGAAAUCAGGAAGCUGAGUGGACGAAAAUUAUAAGUAAAUUAAGUUCUGAGGACUAUGAGAAUCCGGUUCACCCUGAAGUCUUACUUUAUGACGUUAAAGCUCAGAAUACAGUUCUCUCUAUCCAUAGUCUGAGCAAAGUACAGACCUACACACACACACACACACACACACACACACACACACACACACACACACACACACACACACACACACACACACACACACACACACACACACACACACACACACACACACACACACACACACACACACACACCUGAGAAAGGACCAGUCCUAUGGAGUGCUGCAGAAGGGGGAUGGCGGGACGGACGGCACUGCAGUGUGACAGUUAUCUCAAAUCACCUCUAUGAGCACUCAAACCAACAAGCUACAGCUGUCUCCAGAGAUCUGCUUGGUGAUGGAACUCCAGCUCAACAAAUGUGACAUUACAUGUAUCCCAUUGUCAUUGUCAUAGAGAAGAAACGAAUUGUCAACAGACAAAUUGCAUUGAGAUAGAAUAGAAUUACUCCCUACUCUCUGACAGAGGAUUUUAUCACGUCAAACGGCCUGCAGGGACUGUGGAUGUCGGGGGGAAGAACAAGACGCCACAGGAGACAUGGUGAGCAAAGAGCCGAAUCACUUGCUCAUUGGCCAAUACACCAACAGCAAGACCGCCGACAAGCCGCCUGGCGCCAUGACUGUGCGCUCCGUGCUGCUCAACCGCGACUCGCCGGACAUCGAGAGCCGCCUCAAGCGCCGCCGCAACCGCACCCACCAGGUGCGCUUCAAAGACCUGGAGGAUGGCGUUGUCGGCGGGACCACUGGCGCUGGAUCCAAGGGCCCCGAGAGGUCUGCCGCUGAGCGUGACAGCCCCCACCCCCUGCGGAAGAACACCCCCAUGAGCCCCAUGGCCCCCCAGGGAUGGCUAACAGAGAGGUCAAUGGGGGUCGAGGUGUCCUCCAACCAGGCCUCGGUGGUUGGGGCUGUCCGAGGAGAUAUGGCAGAUACUAUUGAGGUAGUGGCAGCGUUUUUGGCUCGGGCACCCCCUCACCCGCUCACCCCGGGGCCCACGCGCCGUUGCUGGGCACCACCAUCGCCCCCACGGCCUUGCUCCCUCACACUACCUCUCUCCCAGAGGCAGUGCGCCAGCAUGGCCCUCCCAACCUCCUCCUGCCUCAAGAAGCCCAAGCCUCCGGCGCCCUCGGCCGUCAGCACGCGCAACCGAAAUGUGGGGGACUCAGUGGGGGUGAAUGGGGAUGACGAACAGGACGAUAAAAAGGAUGAGUACUACACUACCCGCAACCACAUUUCAGAACCUGCAUCUAUAGAUGGAAACGGCCCUGGGUCUAAGGCUAAACAGGGAUUGGUGGACCAACCCCAGUGCCUCAGGACUAGCAAGGCUAACGCAGAGGCUAACGCUAGCUCCCCUGCUGUUGGCAAUCACAUGGACUCUUCCAGGCAUGACUCUUCUUCUUCCCCUCCCCCAGUUUGGCUUCGGCACACAGCAGAGCCUUGCUACUGCGGUUCUGUGACCUGUGGGAGGGAGGGGUCUAAACGCCAGGGGAGUGCAGCUCUGUCCCAAGUGAGGAGGAGAUGGCGCAUGAAACGUGGUAUCAGUGACCCGGGGAGGGAGGUGUCCUACUGUACCACUCCCACACAGACAGACAGUCCCUGUGUCUCCCCUCCUAACUCCCCACCUCCCUCAACUGUGCAGCCCUGCACCUCCCCACCUCCCUCAACAGUGCAGCCCUGCACCUCCCCACCUCCCUUAACUGUACAGCCCUGCACCACCCAAACACAAACUGACAGUCUCUGUGCCUCCCCGCCUCCUCCCACCGUGCAGCACUGCGCCUCCCCACCUCCCUUAACUGUACAGCCCUGCACCACCCAAACACAAACUGACAGUCUCUGUGCCUCCCCGCCUCCUCCCACCGUGCAGCACUGCGCCUCCCCACCUCCCUCGACUGUGGAACCCUCCACCCCCAAAACUCAGACUGUGCCUCUCUAUGCUUCCGUACCUAAAACUGUGCCAACCUCCACCCAUCCAUAUUGUGAAACACCACCACUGGUGGUUCUGCCUUGCGCCUCACCCCGGUCCAUCUGUACAUAUCCCCCGAAAAAAUCUGUGCUUCCUCCAACUGUUCUUCCAUCUAAAGCUCAAACCACUCCACCUCUCGCUACACAAACUGAAACUGUCCCACCCAAACCAACAUGCACCGCCACAGCUACAACCACAGCCUCAAAUCCAAAUUGUCCCACCGCACCACCAACUCCAACGAUAGCCCCCUAUACAGCCCCUAAUUGCCAUGACCCAAAACCAACUCCUGUUCUAGCCCCCUCCACUGCCCCAACUUGCCCCAUCCCAACACCAACUCCAAAUAUAGCCCCUUGCACCAUCCUAACACAAACUGCCCUAUCCUGCUCUUCCUUAAAUCAACUCAUAUCUCCACCUCCAACUGUGACAUCAUGCCACCCCCCAGCCCAAACUGCCCCUCCCUACAUCUCCUUAAUUCAGACCAUACCACCUGGGAACCCCCCAUGUCAGACCGUACCACCCUGCUCCUCCCAACCUCCAGUAGUACCUUCCUACUCCGCCCACAUUCAAAUAAAAUACUGCUCCUCUCCCUCUCCCAUUGUAAAAAGCUGCAACUCCCCGCCUCCAAUGGUAAAAUCCUACCAUACACUUCCAACAGCGCCAUCUUGUGCAACUCCAAUAAAAACUGUGCCCCUCUACGCUUCCACGUUUCGCCCUGCGCCCCCCUACACCCCCCCACCUCAGGCCCAACACUGCAGCACUCAGGACAAGAGGGUGAUAGAGUGGGAGUUUAGGGGGGAGAGGAGGAUACUUCCACCACCACCCCCGCCCCCUCCCCCGUACACCCCACGCAAAGAGGGGGUGAGUUGCACCCCAGGCUCGGCCUGCCAGGCGCCCCUGCUCAGGCGGGCGAGUGAGAAGGAGAGGUCAGGAAGAUCAGGGUCACCCCUGCCCUGUCCUCGAGCCAGCUCUCUGAAACACAGAGCUCAAACACCCUUGGCGAACCCACUGGAAGGGAACCAGGUAGACCAGGGCUCCUCGCCCACCAAGGCCAUCUCCAGACCCACCUGCCUGGGCCAGGCUCAGGCUCAGCUAGGGGCUCAGCUUGGGGCCCUCCAUAAAAUGCUCUGCUCUGGAACCAACACCCCAAACAGCCAGCAAGCUCUCCCCCCUGGCCAGUGCCUGUCCGGGGCCCGUGGCUGCUCUGGUACUGGAGGGGGCCCCACGGUUGGGCCCCUGACCUCCACCCAGGCUGACACCCUGAGGCAGGUGCAGGAGAUCCUGGGGGGGCUGGUGUCGGGGGCCAGGAGUAAACUGGAUCCGACCUGGGUAGCAGAGAAACUGAUGGGCCCCAACGGGCCCCUGCACGACAUCCGGAGCCUGCAGACCCAGCUGCACAGCAUGGAGGGGGUCCUGGAGACUAGCCAGAACACCAUCAAGGUCCUGUUGGACGUCAUACAGGACCUGGAGAAGAAGGAGGCAGAGAGAGACGGGAGACACUCCUACCGGACGGGUCAGGACAUAGAGAACUGUGGCACGUGCAGAGACUGUGCCUGCAUCAUAUACAGUGUGGAGCAUGACUUCCGGCUGCAGGAGGGGGCAGUAACGCGCACGUGGAGGGUAGGAGACCCUCCAGAGGGCUCCCCCCUAGCAGCUGUGACCCCCCAGCCCACCACGCCACACCGCCAGGACUCACCCCUGCCGGUGACACCGGCACGCCCCCCUCACAGCGGCAAGAAGAGCCGGAAGAAGUGCUUUUGGUUCUUGUGAAUUUGAAAAGGGGAAGAGUAGGGAAGGACAUAAUGAAUUAGGACACUCCUUCUAAAGACUGCGGAGGACUGAGUGGUAGUGUGUGGAGUCCCGAUAUGGAAGGAGAGAGAAAAAUACAACGGACGCUCAAAACAAGUGUUAGAAGAAGCAGCAAACGAGGGAAAAUGAAAAAAAAGUGAGGUAUAAAAGAGCUAUUAAAGAGGUAUGAAGGCAGUUAAAGGACCUGGAAGACCCCUAGUGUGGUGAUGAAUGGAAUCUGUUUUGAUCCUGACGUGUUUGAACUGUAUAGAGUGGAGAGUGGAACAUGCAUGUGUAGUAGUUGCACCGAAAUGCCUCUUCAGCACCUGAGAUCAGUUGUUCGUGCGGGGAGGGAUGCACUGUAAAAUGUGCUGAGGCCUUCUGAAAACUUCACCUACCUGGUAGGGGCAAUUAUAGAAAUGAAAGUGUAGAAGAUGAAAAGAAAAGGUAAGGAGAAAAGAAAGGAUAAGGAAGUGACUAAGUGUAAAAGGCUAGGGAGUGAAAAAACGAGAGGAAAAGAAUGAGUGUACAGGGAGAAGAGAGGAAGGAUCCAUCCUCAUCACUAAUGGACAAAUGAGGGUCAGAACACCAGCUUUUAUAUCCAGAGAUGUUUCAGCCAAUCAAUUAUUAUGAUGACCUUCCUUUAAAACUUUUAAGAGAAUAGAUCAUUCAAAAACUACACACACAUACAGUCGGGCUGAGAAAUGCACCACAAGAAAAAGUGAGGGUAAAAAAAAAAAGAUUAAAGUGUACAUAAAACAGAGUGUUCUACUGCUUGAAUUGCUAUAUUUGAGAUACGGAUUACUGGUCUAUAAACUAUUUUACCACAA
Salvelinus fontinalis (brook trout) is the source of this 6157-nucleotide messenger RNA. RefSeq names its product proline-rich protein 36. The transcript has 4 exons. Bases 2121 to 5309 code for a protein of 1062 amino acids. Gene Ontology annotation, cellular component: postsynaptic density. Lineage: Eukaryota; Metazoa; Chordata; Actinopteri; Salmoniformes; Salmonidae. Gene Ontology annotation, biological process: inhibitory postsynaptic potential. The record is from RefSeq and is a predicted model, not a curated record.